Messenger RNA from Punica granatum (pomegranate), 733 nucleotides. Lineage: Eukaryota; Viridiplantae; Streptophyta; Magnoliopsida; Myrtales; Lythraceae. The record is from RefSeq and is a predicted model, not a curated record.
AAAAGCCCUCCCUCCCAGGCUUCUCCCUAUAUAUUUGCCUCUUCUUUCAUCACAUAAAUCACUUGUCACUCGCACCUCACACUUCCACAAUAUCUUUGCUCUUGCAGCUGAUCUAGAGAUCACCGUGUGAAUGGAAUCGAACCGAAAGCGUCGCGGAUUCAUCAAGUCGAAACUAGGGCUCCCGUUCUACAAGGCAGCGAAACCCAGCUCAUCCACAGUCCAGUACAGCACCAAGGCCACGCCAAACGGGCAGACAUCCAAACAGACCGUCACCGUCAGUUACGUGGUGCAGGAGUACAUAAUCACUCAGCCGAAGCCCAAGCUCUCCUUCGUGACCCCUGAGAAAGGCCGGGCGGAGCCAUUCGACGUAGCAUAUGGGGAUGAGGCGGUGGACCUGAAGGCUGCCAACUACAUAAGUUCGGUCCAAGAACGGUUCAAGCUCGAACGGAUCAACUCCGAGCGAAAGAACUGCCAAGAUAUUAGUCAGUAGGCAAAGAAUUUAUUUAAUGUAUGGCUUCCAAGAGGAAGAAUAAUGUUCAUUUGGAGUCUUAGUACGUAGACUUAGCAACAAGUGGUACUAUAUAUAGUCGUAGCCACCUAAGUUCGACCGAUUCUCAUCUUCAUUGUUGAUGGGCAGUGUGAAAUAGUACUAUGAACAAAGAUAUUCGAUGAUAAACGUUGUACGUGAUUACGAACCUCUUCUUCAGCUAAUUCAAAGGGCUUGAUUUAUAUA